This is a messenger RNA of Scatophagus argus, 4207 nucleotides long. RefSeq names its product transforming growth factor-beta receptor-associated protein 1. Bases 345 to 2861 code for a protein of 838 amino acids. Gene Ontology annotation, cellular component: membrane; cytoplasm. Gene Ontology annotation, biological process: autophagy; intracellular protein transport; vesicle-mediated transport. NCBI's taxonomy places the organism in Eukaryota, Metazoa, Chordata, Actinopteri, Scatophagidae. The record is from RefSeq and is a predicted model, not a curated record. The transcript has 11 exons.
GUGACUGUAGCUGUGGCUACCUCAAAAUAUCAGUCUUUUAUACCAUACCUAUUGUUUGAUACUUGUUAAAGUUUUCUUGGUGAGGGCUGCUGGAUGAGUUAUGCAAGUGCACUCACAUGGCAGGAUGAGCGGGGUAAAAUGCUGACAUAGAUUUCCUGUCAGGAUAUAGUCACAUGGGGACGUGAAACUACUCUACACUUCAUAAACUUACGGAGGAAUUAAAGAGGAAGGGAGAACAGCAGAACGGUAGGGACGUUAUUUUACUUCACACACGAUUUCACUCUACCUUUGAUUCAGGCAGAUACUUGAACUUUACAAAAAUCAAACAACCUUAAAUAUCUGCAAUGGCUUUUAGUGCAUUUACACAAACACAUGUCUAUGAAAAGCAAGUAGCCCCAAAAGAGAAGGACAAAUCCAGUAUCCAGUGCCUUGAGUGCUGUGGCCAAAAUGUGUAUAUAGGAACCAACAAUGCAACAGUGCAGCAUCUCAUACUUCCCAGUAUCACAAAUGGAGAUCUGAGUCCCGGUCAGAGCAAAACCAGAGAAGGUAGGACAAGAAAACUGGGCUCAAACAACCAAGUAGCCCAACUGAGGGUAGUUCCACUUUUCAACCAUCUGCUGGUCUUAUGGGAUCGGAGCGUUACUGCCCUCAACAUGUUCUCCUUAGAGCCCAUUCCAGCUCUGAAGAAGAUCCAGCAUGUGUCUUUGUUUGAGGUGUGCGACUCAAUGCUCUCAGCCCAGACGACAUGUGUGCAGAUGGUGACCACCUCCAGCCGAAGGAAAGUGAUCCAGAUCCACAUGGUGGGAGUGGACAGGUGGGAGGUCUUGAAGGAAGUCCCUCUGCUCCAGGACCCUGUGGCCUUGGCGGUAGAUGGCGCCUGUCUGUGUGUUGCUACCAAUGACAGGUAUCUCCUAUGCGACAUUCAAACUGGCAGCAGCGAUGAGCUUUUUCCUCACAAUCAUGGCAAACAGCGUGUCAUUGUUACCUCAGUGGGGGAGGGGGAAUUCCUCCUAAAUGGACCUGAAAAUUUAGGCAUGUUUGUGAUGAAGACAGGGAUAUGCCAGCGUCCUCCCCUGCAGUGGCCUCAGGAGGUGCUGACAGCCGGAGAAUGUUUCCCUUACAUUCUAACCCUGCAGCCCCAAGUGCUGUCUGUCUACAGCAUGGUAGAUCAGCAAUGCAAACAGACUAUGAGUCUCAGCGGAGCGAAGGGUCUGGUCUCCACAUCAGAUGGUGUGUUAGUGUUCACAGAGAGAGACAUUUUCAGCUUGCGCCUGGUGCCAUUCCAAGAGCAGAUCCAGGCACUCGUAAGCCACGAGAGGGUCGAGGAGGCCUUAUUGCUGCUGGAAGGAGUUCAAGGCCGGCGUCCACUUGACUCAUACAAGGAGCUACAGAAGGCCAUCACUUGCAUGGCUGGAUUUGUUCAUUUUUACCAGCAGGGUUUUUCUGAGGCCAGAGAUCUGUUCAUUAAAAGUGAGCUGGACCCCAGAGAAAUCAUCUGUCUCUACCCUGACAUGCAGUCGUGUCUCAGUGAGGACUUUCAAUCCCAGCUUGAUCAAGCAAACAAGGGCAGGGAUCUCCAGGUGGUCUGGCAAGAGGACAGAAACACAUUUCAUCAUUACCUGAGCUUCCUCGGAGAUUUUCUCAGGGCAGUCAGAGGAACUGAGCAGGGCCUGAAGUGCGUUAAGGAGGUGGACUGUGCCCUCCUGAGGCUGUAUGUAGAACUGGGAGACACUGAAAAUCUGCAGCAGCUUGUGGCAUUUCCCAAUGAGUGUGAGCUGGACCACUGUGUUCCCAUUUUGGAGCAACACAACAGAUUUUUUGCAUUAGGUACCCUCUUUCAAAGCCAUGGAAAUCAAAUUGAGGCAAUUCAGACUUGGCUGAAAAUUUCAGAUGGCAUCCACAAAGACCCCUCCUGCUCAGAUGUAUACGAACACAUAGUGUGGACUCUCAGUCAGCUGCAAAACAGAGAAGCUGUGUUGACAUUUGCUGACUGGACUCUGACCAGAAACCAGGAGAUAGGUGUGCAGAUUUUCAUCGAGCGCCCAGCAGAAGAUUGCAUAGAAACGCAAGACAUCCUUGAUUUCUUGGAGAAGUACCCACUGGCAUUGCUUUUGUAUCUUGAGUUCUUAAUCCAUGAUUUGAACAGUGAGGAGGAGAGACAUCACAACCGUCUGGCCUUGGCAUAUGUUACUCAGACUCUGCAAGAGAAAGAGGAAACAGAUUUGAAGAAGACCAGAGGGAAGUUGCAGCAGCAACUUUGGGAGUCCAAAUUCUACGAUGUCUCCACUGUGUACGAGAGUGUCAAAUCAACACACCUGCACAUAGAGAAAGCCAUUCUCCUUGGUAGAGCUGGCGAAUACUCUCAGGCACUGCAGGUGCUUGUUCACCAGGAGCAAGACACCCAGACUGCAGAGGCCUUCUGCCACAGGGCUGCCCAGGGUCGAGACUCACAGUUCAGGCAGACCCUGCUGCUCACCCUCCUCCAAAUCUACCUGAGCUCCAAGGAUCUCUCCAGCGCUGCAGUGGAUCUGCUCAACAACAACCCUCAGGUCUUUGCAGCGGAGAAGGUCAUUCAACUUCUCCCGGAUUCCUGGUCUGUUCAGCUCGUCUCCCGGUUCUUAAUUGGAUCCCUCAGAGAGACCUUGCACCAGAGGCGGAUGGCAAGGCUGCAAAAGGCAUUGAGCCAAGCGGAGCUCAUGCGGCUCAAGGUCAUUGGAAUGCAGGCCUCUAAAACAAAGCUCAGACUGGACAAGGGGCAGAAGUGCAAGGUUUGUCAGAUAGAUCUUGCAGAGCCACAGUUUGCCUGUAGUCUCCAUGGUGAUCUGAUGCACAUGAGCUGCACUGGCUCUUCAUCAUCGUAAAGGCACAGCCAAACUAUUGUCUGUUCAUGAAAAUAUGUGCAUCUCAGCACUCUUGACAAUCACACACACAUCACACUUUCUGCCCCGAUUAGUGUCUGCUUCCGAUCCGAUAAUUUUUCAAGAAAAGUCUGCCUCAUCUAGGCAAACUCUGUACAAGGAUUCAAUUCAUGGACCUCGGACCAAACACUUUCUUUAAUUAGAAAAAAAAAAAUACAUUGUGUAAAUAACUGGUUUCAAAAUGCAAAAGAGCAAGCAGUGCACAUUUUCAGGGUGGUAUGUCUGAGCCAUUUCCUAGAGACACUGCAGACAGCAAUAGCUAUAAAGUGAAUUGCGAAGGACACUCAGGGGCAUACAGUCACUGAUCAGACAGUGGUGUUUUACAUGGAAACCACCAGUGGUCACACUGAUGACCAGAGGGAAUUUGACCAUCCUGCAGUACUGUAUAUAUGCAACCCCACCAUCGCGGUUUCCACUGACUGUGUAUAUUUGUCUACAUAAAGCUGGAAAUAGAAAGUCAACAACUGAGAAGCUGCACGUGAGAGACUUUCUUAUUCAGCCCGUGCAUUAAUCCACAUUUAUGACCAGAAAAAAAAGAAAAAAGGAAUCACAAUUACAGGUUUAAAACUGAAAAGCAAACAGGCCAAGGAAGUGGAGAGGUUUGAGUCAUUUCUAAUGAUUUUACAAGCAGCUAAAAAGACAUACAUGUGCAUGGCCUGCGAAUGAAACGUGAAAUCAGAGGCCAUUUUUACCAUCAUCAUCUCUGGAUCAUUAUGGAACAUGACAGACAUGUACACCAACUAAUCACACACAAACUCUCCUGUGUCCUGCAUGGGAAUCUUGUAAGUAAACUUAAAUGCAUAUCAUUAAAUAAAUGACGCUCCAGAUGUAUUUGUCUAUUUUUGCUGUAAUUUAGUCAUUAAGGUUAACCAUAACCAAGAGUAUUUCUUUAUCCUGAUGCAUUUUGGGACAGGAGUUAAGGAGACGCCUAAACGAGCUGGAACAGUAACUUAAACAGCAAGUUCUUGGCCUGGGGUGAGUGACUAAUUGAAGUGUAGAUAAAUAGCGAAUUACGAGCAUGUUGGAAGGGAUUAUGUCCUUGUGAUGCCAUUGCCAAGAUCUCUUCAGUUAUUCUCUCCUAAUGAGUUUUUCGUUGUUCUCGAGGCUCUGGGAGUUCAUGUAAUGUUUCAAACUGUGGGGUGUCAUGAAGCCUUUUUGGUGUGUAACAAGAAUUAAAGGUUUCAAGAAUGCACUCGAUUUAAGCUCUGACUUGAAAUUUCUCACUUUGUGUGUACAAAUUUAACUUCUGGCUCACAGAAAUAAACUGAUUGAUAUCCCAGAAAACCCAA